GCCUGUUGCCCCGAGAGAGUUAACGGAGUGGGGGAACGCGGCUCUCCUCCGCCCGUGCCGGGCGCUUGGCAACCGGGGCGCCGCGCAUGUAGGGCCGCCGGGGGCUGCGGCCGCUUCCCCCCGCCCCGCCGGGCCCCCGCGUCCCCUUCCCCGCCCCGGACAAGGCGUUUAACGUGCCCAGGCGUGAAGUAUGGCAUGCAAAGAUGGUUUCUGCCAAGGAGCCAGCCAUCGUCAUGUCCUCGGGUCUCUCCAUCGCCCUCCUGCACUACCUGUGCCUGGCGACGUGUCUCACCGGGCCGCCAGGGCAGAGCAAAAAAGAGGAGAAAUUGUGGCCGGAGAAUUUCACCAGCAUCCUGAACAGCCUCCUGGAUGGCUAUGACAACCGGCUGCGACCGGGAUUCGGGGGUCCUGUUACUGAAGUCAAAACAGAUAUAUAUGUCACCAGUUUUGGACCUGUUUCUGAUGUAGAAAUGGAAUAUACAAUGGAUGUCUUCUUCCGUCAGACAUGGGUAGACAAAAGAUUAAAAUAUGAUGGCCCUAUUGAAAUUUUAAGACUUAACAACUUGAUGGUUUCAAAGGUGUGGACACCUGACACUUUCUUCAGGAAUGGAAAAAAGUCUGUUGCACAUAAUAUGACAGCCCCCAAUAAACUCUUCAGAAUAAUGAGAAAUGGCACCAUCCUGUACACAAUGAGGCUUACAAUAAGUGCAGAGUGUCCCAUGAGAUUAGUGGAUUUUCCCAUGGAUGGUCAUGCUUGUCCUCUCAAAUUUGGGAGUUAUGCUUAUCCAAAGAGUGAAAUGAUUUAUACCUGGACAAAAGGACCUGAGAAGUCAGUGGAAGUUCCUGAGGAGUCUUCCAGUUUAGUUCAGUAUGACCUGCUUGGGCAUACGGUAUCCACUGAAACCAUUAAAUCUAUUACAGGUGAAUAUGUUGUUAUGACAGUUUACUUCCACCUCAGACGGAAAAUGGGUUAUUUCAUGAUUCAGACCUAUAUCCCAUGUAUUAUGACUGUGAUCCUUUCUCAAGUUUCAUUUUGGAUAAAUAAGGAAUCCGUUCCAGCUAGAACUGUGUUUGGAAUAACCACAGUGUUGACAAUGACAACACUGAGCAUCAGUGCAAGACAUUCACUGCCAAAAGUAUCCUAUGCUACUGCCAUGGACUGGUUCAUAGCGGUCUGCUUUGCCUUUGUGUUCUCUGCUCUUAUUGAGUUUGCUGCUGUCAACUAUUUUACUAAUAUUCAAAUGGAAAAAGCCAAAAGGAAGACGGUAAAAUCCCUUCUUGAAUUUCCAGUUGCUCCAGUACAAAGAAAAAGAAGUACAGAAGAGACACUCACGGUACCACAUCACAUGGAAUAUGAUGCAUCAGGUGUGCUCACCCUGGUAAUCCAGCCACAGUGUACAGAUGCCAACUCAAAUGUGAGGAAAAGAACAAAUGCCACAGUACAGUCUGAAGCUGAUGGUGGGAGCCGAAUUGACACAAGGCACAGCUCCAUCCAGCCUCCCUCUGUAGCUCAGGGGUCUUCUGACAUUACACCCCAUUCCCUUUCUGCAUCAAGUCCCAACCCUUUCACACGAAUCAAUGCAUCAGAGACAUUAUCUUCUGCAAGAGCUACCCCUCCAGCUCCUCCUUCUACCCCAAUUUUAACUGGAUUUGUAUCCCAGCAUGCCACAGCUGGAUCCCCUUCCAUUCAGCACUUGCUUGGAUCUAGACUGGAGCAGAUUCAGACCACCACACCUAAUACAUUAGGAGGAUCUGCAAAACCAUCUGCUGUCACACCACCUGCUCCCCCUGCCUCCCACUCUGGCACGAGUAAGAUAGACAAAUAUGCACGCAUUUUAUUUCCUGUUACCUUCGGAGCAUUUAACAUGGUCUACUGGGUGGUGUAUCUAUCCAAGGAUACCAUGGAAAAAUCAGAAAGUCUAAUGUAGUUUUGCUGCUAUGUAGUAGUUCCUAAAUUAUACUCACAUUUGAUGCAGAGUUUCUUCUUUUGAAACUAUUAAAAAAAGGUCAAUAAUUCUUAUUUAUAAAAGCUGUGUGCUACUUUCCCAUUGUAAAGGCUGGAGUUAUUGGGGAUAAUUAGUUGACUCCUACCAGGGUAAUGGGUAACAGAUUUAUCUUCCUCCCUUCAGCUAGCAGUGAACCAUCACUCUCUUCAGACCACUUUGGCUACACAGAACUUGCCUUUGGGAGGAACAUGCACCCGAAACAAAUCAAAAGCAGAGGUGCACAGCUGUGCAGUGGAACACAUCUUGACCGCUAGGAAUACGCAUGUUGAUUAUUACAAAUCCCUGAGGCACCAGCACUGCUGUCUGGACAGAGCAUUGCAUUCUUGGAGUGCAAGGUCCAUGUCCUGAACAUUUUGACAGUGCUUGCUAGAAAAAGGACUUUCCCUGCUAGAUUAAAAUUGGCAGAAUGGGGGGAAGAAAAUGAACAGUGGAAAAAGAAAAGAGAGUCCAGCCUGGGAGAGUGCAACUCCAGAAAAGUUAUGCAAAGGAGUUGUAGAGCUCCAUAUAUUUUUACUAAGUAUUAUUUUGCAUUGCAACCUGGGAAAUUCUCACUCCAAAAUAAGAAUGAGUGAAACUUGUAAAAUCUGAAAUCUGAUGUAAUUUUCAAAAUUGGAGUUUUUGGUUUGGUAAGGUAAUCUUAAGUGUUGAUUCUUCUUUGACCUUGUUGACCAGCUUGAGUGGCUUUACUCCUAAAUUACAUCAGUUGUGGUAGAUGAGGACCAGGCCCACAAUGUUCAACUUCUUAUUUGAAUUUUUUGUUCUUUCUUUGGAUGCUUUGGUGUUUAGGAUCACACCCCCCUCCCCAUUUUUCAGUCACACUCCUCUGAUUUCCUUUGAACACAUAUUCCUCCCCUCACAGAUCCCUCCCCCUCCCUUAUAUAUAUUUGUGUCAAGUUAAAUUUUCAACACAGUUUUAAAAGUGGCUUCAAAAUUAAGCAAAACAAAUUUUCCUGUGCUUUGAUGGCACAUCUUUGGGUGAAUGAGAGACACAUUUUUGUGAAGGAAUGCUGUGACAUAAAUAUGAAAAUAAAGGUUUUAGGUGGAGCCGGGGGAAUAAAAAUUUUAAGAUGCCUUUGUUUCUUUUAAACUAUGGCAUAAAUAAGUUCUUCUCUUAGUGGCUCAAAUUGCAAUAUGCAGGCGGGCAACUUUAUUAAAGAAUUGAAUAGUUUAAACCUGAUAGAAAUAUUAAUUAGAAAUGUUCUUUUCACCAGAAUGGUUGGAAGAUAUGCUGGGAAUAAACCUGAAAAUGUUUGUACAGAUCCAUCUGGCUAGGCAAAUGGUUAGCGUUUCUGUGCAGGUGACAUGUAAAAAUCAAAGGCCAAAUUCUCAGCUGUGAUCUGGCUGUGCCUUUAAAGGGUCUGGACUAAUCCUUAGCUUCAGUUGGCUGGAAUAGAAGAUUGGCAGCCUAUGAUCAAAGUUUUAUGCUGGGGGCAGAUCGGGUGAGUGUUGAGUGGUUCUGUGCUGAGGUAAUGAUAAAGUGACUGAUGGAGGCCAUAAGAAUCUGGGGUAAUUGAAGGCAUGCAUGACACUGCCCUAGACUAUGUUGGGAGAAGAAUCAGAGUAAAAAGACCCCAUAAUGGUGAAACUAUGACUGUACCUUUGUGCCGCUUUCUGUCUCUCCAAACCUUUUAGCCAGUUCAUGGCUGAGAACCUGACCUUUAAAUUACAGGACCUGGGAGACUGCAAGACAUGUCCUACAACAUGUAGUAUGGAUCCCAGGCUGCCAUUUCAUGUAUAGCAUUGGACUGUCAAUGAUAGAAUGAUAAGGAUGUGGGAAUGUCUUCUGUGACUUUGUUACAAUGUAGUGGUAUAAACAGUUACCUUAGUCUUUUCUUCACUUAAGUGAUACUCUCAGAAGGCCAGGUAUGGUCCUUUCCUUUUUGUCUUUUACAUCUAGAAGAAGUCUGUGAUUACAGCACUCUUUAGAAAACCAUUACAUGUGCCAUAGCACAGAACUGAAUAUGGAGCACCCAUGCAAGGUGUCUAAUUGCAGUAGUUUGCAUCUUUGGAUGUAUCUCUAGUUGCUGUAGCGGUUUCUUCCCUGACUUAUUAUCUGAAAUAAUAAGUCACAUUAUUUCAGAUUGUCAGAAUAGAAGAUAGUAUACAAGAGAUUGAUUGUUUAUUUUGUUGAGCCAGAAGAAACAAAGUACUCCUCUGGCAAUUAUUGAUCAUAAUUGCACAAAUGAUAGAAUAUUUCUAGUAUGAAGAAUAAUGGCCUGCUGUGUUUCAAACCUAGUGUUUGCACCAUAAGUUACUGAAAUUACUCUUUGUUUUUCUCUAUGAUGAAAACCAAAUAUGCUUUCUCUCAGGCAGAGCUUUAAACAACUUACUAGAAACAGCUGUCUCAUCCUUCCACCCAUCCUUGUAUACUGACUGUAUAAUCAGCUUUUUCAGUGCAUUGUUCAGUAGGAUAACACUGGUUCAGGGUUCAAUAUGCUACUUGUAUUCAUUUGAGUUCCCAUUUCAUUUUAAAGACUUCUAAAGAGGAGAAAAGGAUUAAAAAAAUAAAGAUUCCAAAUAUUUAUUUCUAUCCUUCUAUUAUGGAAGAAAUUUUUAAUGAUACCACAAAAAAAAAAUCUAUUUUUAAUCUAUCAGUGUAUUUCUGAAAUACCUUCCAACGUUUGAAUGCCUAUGUUCAAAAUGAGAUUUUAAGAAAAAAAAUCUAAUUAUGAGUCUAGGACUAAUUUAUUGUACUGUGCUACAUUUUUGUGUUACAGCACAUGAAAAAAUUACUGUAACUAGCUUUCCAAAGUACCUAUGGACAAUGUGAAUAGCAAUUUAUUGUUAAUAGUUGCUCUUCGUUAUAUUUAAUCUCCUUGUAGAGUCAUCAGAAAGAGUAAAAAGCCAGCAGUAUAUUCAGUAAACUAGCAGGUUUUGAAUACUGUGUAAUUCAGAAGCACAAACAAAAUCUAUAUUAAAUGUAGUGGCUCAAAUAUUCAACACUGCUAACUAAAAUCCUAAGGGAGAAUGUUGCAGGUGUCAUUUCAGUGACCAAAUGGCUAAUUUGGGAUGGGUCUGAGUGAGAUAAACUCUGCAGGAGCUAUUUUUAUUAUUUGCUAUUGCCUAUGUCAAUGUUUUUUUGCAGUACCAUAGUGAUUUAAAACUAACCAAACACUUCAGAUAAGUCAUCUCAAUCAAGAGGAAAGGAAAUUGGAUAGAAAGCCAAAAAACCUUACCAGGAAACAGAGAUAGAUCUCCACUGACUGCUGUUUCCUCGGAGACAUUGUUACCAACAGCAAAACUCCCACAAAUUGCAGUGAUGCAGCCCCAACCACUAACAGAAUCACUUGAGAAAACCAGUUAAAAACUAAGUUCAGGGAGAUUGCCUUCAUGGGAACUGAAGUGUAUUUUAUAGACAAUUGUGAGCAAGGUCAAAUUUCUAUAUCAGCCCGCUAUUAAAUGGUUUCACUGCAAUUGCAAAGUUAACGAAGCCAAGAAAGGCGGCAAGCCUAGACCCCAGCCCUCCAUGGUGACCUGAGCUCUUCAAGCUCACUGGCAGAACUGGACUACGUUUUCCUCCUAUAAAAUGGGCUCAUCUCCGUCAAAUUUCUUCUCCCAUAGAUCUUUUAAGGGAAAACCAAAUAGACUUUGUAAACUGUUUAGUCAGCCACUCUACAUUACCCUGUGAUCAGGCAAGUAGACCAUAAGAUAAUUCAGUGAAAGAAGUAAAUAAUUUAAUAAGGAAUGUGAUUAGAGUUUUUCUGUUAAUAGGAGCUAAAAGGUAUUGAUUGCAGAGUGUUCAAACAUAACCUUUGGCAUCUCAUAAUUUUCAUCAUUCAGGAUGGACCUUGCAAAAAAAUUGGGGAAACCAAGUAACUGUAUUUAAUUGGAUAUAACCAGUAUUUCUACAGAAAAGCAGAUGAAGUCCGCUUUUCAAUAUGCACGGAAUUCUGUCUCCUUCCACUUUCUUGCAUAUCUCCUGUAUAUCAUUUGGCUGAAGCAUACCUUAUGCGCUAGCACAGUGUCUGUAUGCCAUGUGAGGACAUCAGAGUAUACAGUGUAUAUUUAUCCAAUUUAUCCAAAGUCUAACAUUCCCAUCUUCCUUAUACUAUUGGAAGCAGAGGGAAGGCCAGAAUGGAAGAAAUGACCAUAUUGGCCACCUGAGACAUUUUCCCAUAGGUGCUACAGGAGGUUUUCUCGGAGAAUCUUUCUCAAUGUGAAAGCUGGAGCAUGGUUUCUGCUGUAGCACACUCUCCCUCCAAAUCCCCAAAGCUUCCAAGAGAUCUAUUUAGAAAGCAGAGUAGAUCAUGGACUUUGCACACUGUGCUCUAGAACUUUUGCUUGACCCAGAAGUUUUAAGAAGAAAGAAAUUUUGGUGAGUCCUUCCUUGUCUUCCUGGGACUUGUCAAUAGGCUUGACCGCACUGAAAUAGGUAGGUGUCAUGUGGCUGGCACUAUUGUGAACUGCAGUACAAACAGCAGACAAAAAUGUGCCCUUGGUUUUAUUUAAUCCUGACAUUGAACAACAGAUUAGGAAAAUUGCGACUGAGGUGUUGAGAAGUCUAGGUGAGGUAUAAUGUUUACUGAUAAUGCCAAGGAUGAUCAAAGUUGUAGAUGCAUUACAGAACUAUGUGGCACUAAGUUUGUGCAGGUCAGUGGAAAGCGGGGAGAACAGGAGGGGCUUCUCUCCAUAGUCUGACAAAAAUAAAGUGAUACAGCAUAAAGUUGGAGGAGCAAAACUCCAUAAAUAAGAUUUCUUAUUUAGCAAAAAACCAAAGGCUAAAUAGCCUUAUGGAGGUCAGUAUUAACCACACCCCCAAUCCCCCAAAACCAGGAAGAAAUCCAGGAAAAAAAAACCAAAACAGUUAAGUGACAAUAGCAUCUUUUCUCCCCAUUUUUUUCAAGACUUUAUAGUUCUUUCACUGUGUGAUUUCAAGGAAAGUUAUUCAUAUUUAUAUUGUUAUAAGGGCGUGUACUGGUAUCCGUUGAAAUCAAUAGGUGUUUUUCAUUGACUUCAGUGCACUUUGAACAGGAAGUUUACUGAAAGGAAAAAUGCACCAUUUUGAAAGAGUCUGAUAUGCGUUAAUUUGUACAGUCUUAAUUUGUAGGUCUCGCCUCACAGUCAAAAUGUAGCCUUUUUGGAUAAAAUGUGUGUGGUGAGCAUGUUCUGAGUAAAUUAGACUCUGAAGGUGUUUGCCACAUCCCAAGCAAGUGAGAGUGGUGUGAAGUACAGAGCACUCUGUAAAGAUGUCUCUUUGCUACCAUUAUGUACUGUGGUCUUAACUGGAGGGAAUGAAAAACGCAGUUAUUGUAAAACUGGUAGAAUUUGUAAAUCAUACUUUGUUUUCACAUGAAUUAGACAAUGCAGUAUGCAUUUAUCUCAGAAUUGACUAGCAUGGCCUUCUAGUCUGUAAUGUAGCACAUCUACAUAUAUCUCAGACUUAUGCUUUUUAUAUUAUUCCACUAGAAAGGACUUGAAAGCAAACCAGUCACUAUCCACUGCAGUUCACUACAUUUUUUUUUUGUUAUAUUCUAUUUUCAUUUUCUUGUGCAAGAGAAACCAAGAGUAUGAUGGCUUCUUUAAAAUAAAAAUAACAGCAGGAAAAAUAAAAAGCCUUGGAGAUUUCCUUUUUAGAUAACCAUCCAAAUUUCCAUCAACUAUUGAAUGCUCUUUUUAUAUAAUAGCAUAGUUUUAGCAUUUAAAAUACUAAUGUUAUUGCAGCCUAGAUACAUACAUAUGCAUGUAUCCAUUCAAAUAAUAUGAAUUCCCUAAAUUGUAAGGGAAGGCAGGCUCAAGACGCAGUUGCAAGCAGUCUUGUUUUGGAAGAUUUCUUUUUUGGAUGGAAAGCACCAUGUGAGGUAGGUUUUGUUUUGUUUUUGUUUUUGUUUUUUUUUUUUAAUUAUCAUCUUCAUAUCUGUAUUUUCAAGAAAAAGAUCCUGAGCAAAAAUACAGAACUACUGAAUUAACCCUCAACUAGGACAAAAAUCUAGGUUAUUUCCUGCUGGUGGUCUUGCUGUUGUUGAUCUACUUCAACCUUUGUGCUGUGGUUUUUUGAAUGUUGUAUCCACGAUGCUGUUAGCUGACAUAGCACUCUAUGGAUGAUCCAGUGGCAUAAAGAAGAAUUUAAGGAAAUAAUAAUUAUUUGUGAAUAUGUUUUCAUUCGUGGGAAAAACUUAACUGGAAGUUGGUAGAAGAAGCAGGUGACAGCACUCAGUUGGACUUCUGAGCUCAAUGCAUUACAAAAUAUAGCUGAGUACUGCUUUGCUUUGCCUCAUCAUCUUGUGCUGGUGGCUCAUCUCCAUGGUAAGUAAAGAUGCACAAUGAUGGAGGACUCAGAAGUCAAGAACGUGUACAGGUAUUUUUUCAAAGUGCUGUCAAAGUAUGAGAUAGUUAACCUUAUUACUAACAGCAACUUCAUAGUCUGCUUUACAUUUGCAAGGUUAAAAAUCUCUUGUUCUGUUAGAGUAUACCAGGUUGUCAACUGAAUAAUAUACUUUUCAUAAAUAGAUGAUUCCAUAGGUACAUGCAUUUCAUUUUUUAUUAAUUUUUGGCAACAUUCUCUGAUACCAGAGCUGUGGUGGAGAUUUGAGGAGUUUUAGAUCACCAGAGUUCUUGUAGAAUUACAAUGGAAAUAUCCUUUUGUUUCACAGAUGCAUGCCUUUGCAGAUCAAUACCAGCGGCACCUUCGUGGGGGAAAUGAAUCCACUUGUGCAAAAUCCUGGCCUUGAGUAUUUAACCUGUAUUUGAAGGGCUCAUGAAGCAUAUUAAGCAGGGCAGGAUUCAGGGCACGGUUACUCUAAGAGGCUUCUGGAUUGGAGCUGGCUUAUGUCUCACCAUCCGCUGGAGUAGCCUGCACCAGACAGACCACUAGCAGAAUCUAUGGGGGUUUUUCUGGUUUUGGUUUGUUGUUUUGUUUUUUUUUAAGACUGUGAUUACUCCACCAUAAAACUGUAUUACUGAUGAAUCUGUAUAUAGUGCUGCCACCUUCUUCCUUGCUGUCUUGCUUUGUGUGGGGAGAAGUAUUUGUGUGGUUGUGGUGAGCUGGCUGAAAUAACUUGUCUAGCUUAAAAAACCAAGUUUGGUUUGACUUUUGUCUGGUUAGUUGCCAGCGGGAUCAGUUCUCUAGUCUGGUUCCUUGUCCUAGUGCUGGUACAGAGGAAGUGGUGAGGAGAUUGGUGUUUUGAGCUGGGUGAAAGCUGUUGUGAAACAGCCUGAGGAUUCUCAUCGUGCCUCCAUUGACAUUAAAACAGAGGUACUCUCUGCCUUUUUUGAACAUCAGGUCCCCUCUGUAGUAAUUUUUCUCCCAUAAAGGUGGUUUUGUGAAUUACCUCAAUGACAUAUAAUGGAGAAAAAAUAUAAUCAGGCCAGAAUUUAUGAAAGAGCUCAAAUAAAUGAAGUUGCUUGAAGAGAGAGGAAAGAAAGAGAAAGGAAAACAUGAGUAAGGAUGAAAAAUUUAGUUUCUUGCUGCCAAGCAGUUAUUUUAAGAUAUGUCCUACUAGAGGUACUAGAACAGCAUCUGGCAGGAAACAGCCUAGAAAUAAUUAUUUCUUCAUUAUAAAUAUAAUGAGAAAGUAAUAAAGAAAAUAAGCUGCUAGUGUCCUCUUAGAAACAUUUGUGUUCCAUAGAAGUUGUUUUCAUUUAAAAAGGGUAUUUUCAUUGUCAGCCAAGAAGAACUAGGAGACAGAAUGGUAAAGGAAGAAGAUUGAGUUUUACUAAGUAUUACUGUUUCCCCCUGUUUUAGAGCAUUUCUUAACCAAAAAUGUAAACAGUAACAAUUUUAUUUUUCUGGGACUCCAUAUAUUUAAUUUUCAGUAAUUUAAUAUUCAAAGUAAUGAAGCACUUUGGAGCUUUUAGCAUUUAAGUUGCUUUGUGUUUAAAAGACUGAAUACAGAGAUUGCUACUUCUGUUUUAAUUCAGUUGGGGGGGGGAAUGUGAGAAAAAAGCUUUCAUUACAGCAACAGUCAGUUUUUGGAAGUAUCAUGCCUUUCUACUAAAUCUUAAGACUUCAAUCCUGUACCUGAAUUCAUAGGAGCUUUUUUCUGAGCAUUUCUGAUAAUCUGGUCAGUACUACAGCUUGUGAGCUGCAGCUGCGUUUACAGUAGAUAUGUCUGAAAAUGUACAUCCACAACCUCAGCACUUGCAUAGCAUGGAUUCCAUGAAAGGCAAAGAUGCAUUUGUAACCCGUUAAGUGCAUGAAGGCUUUUAUGUUGCUAUGUGGGGAAAAAGCAGGAAUCUGUGGUCAGAAAUAGAGGGGAGGAAGGAGAGUGAGACUGCCUCUUUCAGACACACUGCAGAUCUUAUAUUGGAUUAAGCCACUUACGAGAAUGCCUCCUAAACUCUUUUCCAAGUAGGCAGUUUAAGCACCAGCUGAGUGCAAUGUGGAAUUCAACACCAACUGGGAAUCCUGCCUGAGGAUCAGCACAGUUAAUCUGUCCUAAGGUUUCUGAUGCGGUGACUAGGAAACUGGAGAGAUGUGAGCUAGCAGCUGCUGCCAGCUGGGAUGCAUCCACGUUGCUGUGCAUCUAAGCUGUACUAUGGGGCAUCAGCGUCCUUGGAUCACUGGGGGUGGGAUGAAAAAUGCUUUCUUAGAGUACAAAAUAGAGCAGACUGAAGCUGAUGAAAACUCUUCCUUCAGCUCAGCGCUGCUGAUACCCACUGAUAGCACUGAACAUCCCCAAGGAAGACCAAGGUGUAUUGCAGUCUUGUCUUCUCUUUACAUGUCUGCUAAAUGUUCUGAUAUGGAAUGUGGUGGGAGUGACAAGUACACAUAUGGUAAUAAAACAGAGCAUGCUUAGUACUGCUAACUGGCAAGUGCGCACAGUCUCAUGCCAGCAGUUUGUGGGCCUUCCCAGAAGCAGAACUGCGUCACUCAUGUUUCAUAGGUAUAGUUCUUAUGCCCUUACCACUUCUCCUGUAGCUUAAACAUUGGAAAAGGGGUUUUCUCUUUGAUGGUCAUUUAUCCAUUCUGCUGUGUCUUUAUGAAGGAGAAAAUCAAGCAGAUUUGCUCUAGGUUUUUUUUUUUUUCUUUUUUUUCUUUUUUUUUGUUUUUUUUUGGGUUUUUUUUUGUUUUUUUUUUUUUUUUUUUUUUUUUUUUUAAUGGGUUUUCUCACCUGCACAAGUGGAAAGCACAAGCUCUGUUGCAAACCUUGGGAGGGUAGCAAACGCUUUUAAACCAGCUUUAGGAGAAUCUCUGUGAUUAUUAAUAAGACAAUUUUGUUUUCAAAUAAAAACUCUCACUUGGAGAGUAUUUAGUUACAACUUUCUAAAUGAGCUGUAGUUUAUCAAAAUACUUUCUCUGUACUGAAAAUAUGAAUUUUAUUUGUAGCCAUUUCACUUAGUAAGUUAAGACACACAAAUGUAUGUGGGUUUUCUAGUUAAUAAGCUAGUUAAUAUACGUCACUGUGGGAAAGGUGCUUAGCCGUGUGAUAUUCAGUAGCCAUUUCAUAAAGACAUGGAUUGUAUUUUUUUUCCCUUUGGAGAAUGUGAUGACUGCACAUAAACAAGGUGGGGUAAUCUUGUAGAGAGAUUUAAAAAGGCUACUUCUCACUUCCUACCUGGAUAUCAUAUGCAUAAAUAUGGUGAAAUCAGGUAAGAGAAAACGUGUGAGUAAAAGAAAAGACCUUCUUUGAUCUUCAUGCUUUCAAUUGUUCCUAUGAAGUACACGAGUUAACAGUUUCCCUAUACACUUUCAGGUUUUCCCUCUGAUGUGCCAUGGGGGGAGUACAGAAGGCAAUGCCUUUUCCAUCAAGACCUAGACAUUUUUAGGUUCAGUUCAUCAGUCGAGUCAGGAGGGCACUUGGUAAGUUCUAGCCUUGCUGAGUUAGGAACAUGGUUUUGUAGGACUAAAUUUAGUCCUGAUGGAGCAACCUGUUCAGCAGAAGAAGGUAAUCCCAGUUGUGGGUAAGAACCGCUGAGGCUGGAGACCAUUAUGCAUUUUGCUGAGGUAAGACAUGAGACUUGAAUUAGGCUUAAGAGCUGCUUAUUAGCUAUUUAAAAACCCCGAAGUGUACAAUUUAAAAACACACUUCAGUGUGUCCUGCUACUUUUGCACCAUUUGGAUUCUUUCCAGACCUGUCCUUGGCUUUGCUCCUUUAGCUUGCACUGAGAUGGGGGGUGGCAGCCACUGCGAUGGUGUGGGUUUCACAUGCCUUCUGCUUGGCUGCAGGCUCUCUCUGCACUGAGCAUCACCAGAGUGGACAGCAGAACCUGGGCAGGGGGAGGGCAUGUCCUCAUGCCGGUGGCAGAUAAAACCUGAUAGCCAAGCAGCUAGGUGCAGCGUGGGUAGGGUUGGAGUACUGAAACAGUGGUCUUUUUAAAAAUUGUUGCAUGGAUUUCAAGCUCCAGUGUUAGUGCAGAGGCAGAAAAUGCUUUGGAUGCUUGAAAUACAAGUCAGCUGUAGAGCAGACAAAGAUUUCCUGGUUUCUAAAUUUUCUGGAUGAAUACUAGCAGUGCCCACUCAUUCUGUAGGACCAUUUGACUUGGAUUCGUCUGAAGAGCGUUGCAUCACUAGCAAAUAUACAGAGCAGCAACAGUAUGUUAAAAGCCUGACUGCACAGUAUUUGCGUGCUGAUAAUAAAUAAAUAAGCUCCCUAAUAGUUGCCUCAAGUUCCUGUUUCUCCUCACCUUUACCUUCAGCUUUUGAGCUCUGCUAAUCCUGCCAGUUCUGAUAUUCCAAAUUGCUGAGGAACUUCUGUGAGCUGUUAAAAUCAGUCUAUCUAACAAAUGAUGUGGAACAUCCUUUCCCUCCCUCUCUCAACUCCCUGUGGUCAGAGAGGCAGGCUGGGAGAUACUAACUUCUGUGCUAAUUCAAAGUGUAAUUGCCAUACCACCUGAGGAGCCAAAAGAAAAAGGGAGGUUUUAAGCUGAAAAAAAAAAGUAAAUAAAACAAGAAGAUUGUAUUUACUGGUAUUUUAAUUAACUGUAAGAUCUUAUUUUCCUGUGAAGCCCUGUCCAUUGCAACCAAAGCAUUUGGGUUUAAGCUUAGACUGUAAGAAAUCGUAAGGAAUAUUCCCAGUGAAAAAUAUGAAGCUUUUUGAAGUAUUUUUAUCUUUGUUUCCUGUAAAAGCCAUGGCAUGCAGAAAAUACACACUAAGGCAGCACAGUAGAAAUGCUUCUUUAACACCCUCUUGGGAAAGUCCUAAAUCCCCUAUCUUCUCUGUCAAUAGUUUACUACUUCUGCAAUAUGUGACUGUCCUAGAUGCAUGUUGCAAGAGUUUCUGUGCCACGCUAAAUUCUGAUGUUUAUCCCUUUGUAUUAACUCAUACAUGGGGGAAAAACUGAAAGGAAAUCAAAGCAAGGGAAACCUUGGAGUUGAAUUCUUUUACCCUAUUCUUCGUGCACAUUUUUGUUGCAUGGAACAAUGUGGCUGGGAUGAUUGGAAGAAUCAGAGGUUAACUGAAUUGUCUGAAUGCAUAUAUUCGAUGCUGGUCACCUGACUAUACUAACAAACUUAAAAGGUGGUUUGAUAGCUGUCAACUUGUUUUGCUAUUGUGCAGCUUAAGUGUUACCUUCCUGUAUUAUGAACAUCUAUGUAUUUGGAAAAUUAAUCCAUCUUGCAAGAAAGAUUGUGCAAAAAAUUGUUCCUAUUAUACUCCAGUGUAUAUUGCUGAUGUCAAAUAAAAUACAAUUGUGAGAGUUCUUAAA
Molecule: messenger RNA, 13589 nt
Organism: Strigops habroptila (Kakapo)
Lineage: Eukaryota; Metazoa; Chordata; Aves; Psittaciformes; Psittacidae
Gene: GABRA4
Product: gamma-aminobutyric acid type A receptor subunit alpha4
Exons: 10
Coding region: 204-1928 (574 amino acids)
Biological process (GO): gamma-aminobutyric acid signaling pathway; synaptic transmission, GABAergic; monoatomic ion transmembrane transport
Cellular component (GO): dendrite membrane; postsynapse; GABA-A receptor complex
Molecular function (GO): GABA-A receptor activity; transmitter-gated monoatomic ion channel activity involved in regulation of postsynaptic membrane potential; GABA-gated chloride ion channel activity
Source: RefSeq, a predicted model, not a curated record